Molecule: messenger RNA, 867 nt
Organism: Dujonia railenensis
Lineage: Eukaryota; Fungi; Ascomycota; Pichiomycetes; Serinales; Debaryomycetaceae
Source: the annotation of a GenBank genome assembly
AUGUUGCCAAUAACUAGACGUGCUGUUUUCAACUCUGGUGUGAGAAUAACAUCUGCAAGAUCCAUACAGUCUUUCCGCUUGGGAGCCAUAAGAUGGAACUCAUCAUCAUCCAACGCUAAGGAGCCUGCACAAACGACGUCAGGUCCAGCUACAACACCUAAAACAUCCACCACAUCACCCGCAGCCGAGCAGAAAUCUGCCUCGUACAACCUCUUCACGCAAAUUUAUCCUAUCGACAAAGACCAAGUCACAGAGUCCGACGUUGAUGAAUGGUUGCUGGCUGUGAAAAAGCUUAAGGCUUCUAACAAUCAAAAUGCCAGUACCCCAGAAGAAGUAUACCUUCAAGAACUUACUCAACAAGCACCCCAAACUCUCUUAAAUGAUGAAUUUGAACCCACCGAACAACAACAGGCCGAAGCUGACGCCGUCAGGGGUACAGCUAUGCCUUUAUUCCAGCACCCAGCUAUCGAUAACUUUGUAGGGCUUUUGAUGAAGGACGGUAAGAGAUCGAAAUAUCAAAAAAUCUUAAACAGAGCACUUUACUUGGUCUACUUGAAGAAGAGACAAGACCCAAUCGAGAUCCUUGUAGAGACUUUGGACAAGUUGGGUCCACUUAUGGCCACUAGAACUGAAAAGACCGGGUUUGCCAAAAACAGAAUUGUUCCAUAUCCAUUAAAUCAAAGACAAAGAAACAGAUUUGCCAUUAAAUGGAUUAUGGAAGGUGCUUCCAAAAAGAAAUCUUCUGAUUACUCGGUCAGAUUGGCUGAAGAAAUAAUGGCUACCCACGAAGGUAAAUCUGCUGGGUACGACAAGAAAGCUCAAAUGCACAGGACUGCCAUACUUCAAAGAUCCUACGUGAGUCUUUAG